GUAAUUCUAUCCACGUCCUCCUCGAGCAAAUGCCAAAUUGCCAAUGGCCCUGAAGCUGAAGCCUCUAUUCUCAGUCCCAUCUUCAGCUCUCCCCUUCAUUUCCCGGCGACCCACCUCUGCAAUACACCGCAGGCUACCAUCCACAGCCUCGGCGGCGAAGAUGGCUGCUUCUGGGACUGUGAAGGAUUCAUCUCCGGGCACCAAAGUGAUCGACUCGCACCUGCACGUGUGGGCCUCCCCAGAAGAGGCUGCGGAGAAAUAUCCCUACUUUCCUGGGCAGGAACCUACGUUACCUGGGCAUGUCGAUUUUCUUCUGCAGUGCAUGGAAGAAGCGGUUGUAGAUGGAGCCCUCAUUGUUCAACCUAUUAAUCACAAGUUCGACCAUUCUCUAGUGACGAGUGUCUUGAGCAAGUAUCCAACCAAAUUUGUCGGUUGUUGCCUUGCAAAUCCUGCUGAUGAUGGAACCGGUAUUACCGAGUUGGAACGACUUGUUCUAAAGGAUGGUUAUAGCGCCGUGCGAUUCAACCCAUAUCUCUGGCCUAACAAUCAAAAGAUGACCAAUGAAGUUGGAAAGGCAUUGUUCGCUAAGGCAGGGGAACUUGGAGUCCCAGUGGGCUUCAUGUGCAUGAAAGGUCUGAAUUUGCAUAUUUCAGAAAUUGAGCAGUUAUGCACCGAAUUCCCUUCUACAGUUGUGCUGCUCGAUCAUGUAGCUUUCUGCAAACCACCACUAAACAAUGAGGAAAGUCGAACUUUUGCGAGUCUUUUAAACCUAUCGGGGUUCCCACAGGUUUAUGUGAAGUUUAGCGCUCUCUUCAGGGUGUCAAGGAUGCCAUUCCCUUACCAAGACUUAUCCGACACUCUCGCAAAAGUUGUGUCAAGCUUCGGUGCCAGUCGGGUCAUGUGGGGCAGCGACUUCCCAUUUGUUGUCCCCGAAUGCGGCUACAAAGGAGCAAAGGAAGCUGUCGCCCUCAUUGCCGAGCAGGCAUCCUUGUCGUCCGCAGAUCUGGACUGGAUCAUGGGUGGGACAAUUCUGAAACUCUUCCCAGGCCGUUGGCAAUAGAGAUUGAAAAUUAGAGGACAGUUCGAUAUUCCCACAACUUACAUUAGGCAUUACAUCAAGGGAGCGUUGUAUAUAUGAGAGUGAUUCUAUAUAAGAAAAAUAAAGUUAGCAAAUCACUGAAUGCAUCACUUGCUUUAAAAUCA
Punica granatum (pomegranate) is the source of this 1203-nucleotide messenger RNA. The record is from RefSeq and is a predicted model, not a curated record. NCBI's taxonomy places the organism in Eukaryota, Viridiplantae, Streptophyta, Magnoliopsida, Myrtales, Lythraceae.